This is a messenger RNA of Colletotrichum gloeosporioides, 1788 nucleotides long. Its product is annotated as Transporter mfs1. Gene Ontology annotation, molecular function: fluconazole transmembrane transporter activity. The coding region runs from base 1 to 1788 and encodes 595 amino acids. Lineage: Eukaryota; Fungi; Ascomycota; Sordariomycetes; Glomerellales; Glomerellaceae. The transcript is spliced from 4 exons. The record is from RefSeq and is a predicted model, not a curated record. Gene Ontology annotation, biological process: xenobiotic detoxification by transmembrane export across the plasma membrane.
AUGCCAUUUUUCGAUUACGUGCGAGAUACGCUUGCGUGGCAGGCCAUCCGUUUGGUGACGGGUGGCACGCUGCCCGAGUUUCAAUAUUUCGACGAACGACAUCCUUUGCUUAGACAGAGGUAUGUGAAUGACAGCGCUCGACGAAAUGGGCCGCAAGAGACGACGGAGGCGAUGGGGUCAUACGCGAGCAGAGGUCCGGCUCUGAAACGCAACGCAUCGGAGAACAGGGCGAGGAACGCGACUAGAGAUCCCUACACACGCGGGCGCUCUUUUGACGAACCAAGAUUACCACAUAGCCACUGGUCGAAUGAGACUCUGGAGAUCUCGAACUUGGAGAAGUAUUCUUCCAACUCGCCCAUCGCCAACAGAAAUUUGCACCUGGUCCAAUUUCUUCCAGACGAUCCAGAGGAUCCAAGGAACUGGACUGGUCUCAAGAAAACCAUCGUCAGCUUUCAGGUUUGCCUACUCAUUGCCUGCACAUAUGCCGGUGCGUCCAUCUAUACGGUCGGGACGGCCGGCGUGAGGGAGCAGUUCGGAGUCAGCGAAGAUGUUGCCCUUCUUGGACUGACCACGUUUGUUCUUGGAUACGGAAUCGGACCAAUGGUUUGGAGCCCGCUGGAAGAGAUGCCCCAACUCGGGCGAAACCCCAUUUACGUGUUUGCACUCAUCAUGUUCAUUGUGGCUCAAAUACCGAUAGCUCUGGCCACCAACAUUGGCAUGCUGCUGUCCUUCCGAUUCAUUGCCGGUUUCUUCGGUUCUCCAGUUCUGGGUUCGGGGGGCGGAAUCCUGAUGGAUUUGUAUGCAGCGCGAAAGCAAACCUAUGCCAUGGCAAUGUGGGCUCUCAUUGGCAUCGGGGGCCCGACAAUUGGCCCGAUUAUCGGUGGGUUUGCUGUCGAAGCCAUGGGCUGGAAGUGGACGGCUUGGAUUACCGCUUGGAUGGGGACGACAACACUCGUCGUGAUGCUCUUCUUCCUCCCGGAAACCAGCGCCGACAACAUCUUGUACCGACGUACUCUUCGACUACGCAGGGCAACAGGCGAUCGACGUUAUAUCUGCGACGCCCAAAUCAAGUGGGAAGACACGACGGGUAGAGAGGUGUUUUUGACUCAUCUAAUCAGGCCGUUCACGAUGGCCAUGACCGAGCCGGUUGUCUUCCUCCUAACGCUAUACAGUUCCUUCAUCUACGGCCUGAUGUACAUCUGGUUCGAGGCACUUCCCAUGGCCUAUGAAGAGGUCUACCACUUCGACCUGGGAACUCGCAGCAUCACUCUUUUGGGCCUGAUCGUCGGUGUCCUUUUGAUAAUUCCUCCGUUCUUCCUUUAUUAUAGGAAGCGUAUCGAGCCUCACUUCGACCACCUGGGCAACAUUGAGCCUGAAAAGCUUUUAUUGCCGGCCAUGCUUGGGUGCCUCUUCCCGCCGGCUAGUCUGCUGUGGUUCGGGUUUACAGCGAAACCCACUACCCACUGGAGUGUUCCCAUUGUCGGGUCAUCGUUGUUCACAUCCGGCGCUCUGCUGCUGUUCAUCUCCUUCAUGAACUACCUCGGAGAGUCAUUCCCGGAUCAUAUAAACUCAAUCUUCGCAGGGCAUGAGAUAUUCACUAGUCUAUGCGGCGGCACGUUCCCUCUGUUUGUGCCGCUGUUGUAUUUCAAGCUGGGCAUCCUGGGAUCGAGCAUCUUGCUGGCCAUUUUUGCUGUGUCCUUUGUUCCCGUACCAUUUAUUCUCUUUUUGAAGGGGGCAAAGCUGAGAAAGCGUAGUCGUCACACUAGAAAGGAUAGCUUCCACGCCUAG